AUGCGUACGACUGACUUCUUCUUGCUGGUGGCCAUCAGCCGCGUUGUAUGCUGCGCGGGGCUCGCUGAUGCAUCCAGCGGGGUCAAAAUUCCUGAAGCAAGUGUUCAACAGGGGCAUUUUCAUCCUAACAACCAACCAACUCGCUACCUUCGAGGGAACGAGAACUCGAUUUGGAAUGAAGACGACGCAGCAAACACAGCAGAUGAAGAGAGAGCUAUCACCAACAUCGAUUCAGCCUUUACGAAGUCGGCGAGUUUCAAUAAGCUAAAGUAUUUCACGAAGGGAGAAGCUGAGUUGAACAAGGUCAAGACUCUGCUGAAGAAGACGCCGAGUCUAGGCAAGAUGAGGGCCAUGUCGCUGAAGGAGGCUGAGAUGAACAAGGUGAAGAAUAUUGUCGCGAAGAACCCGGAGCUGCGAAGGGCCAAGUCUCUCGUCACGAACCCCCAAAAGCUCACGAAAGAUGAACUCAAAUUGGUUGAAAAGUUCGCCAAGGAGCACCCAAAGGAAGGCUCGAGCAUCAUGCAGUGGAUUUUCUUGUUUUCAGGGCUGGCGGUCGUACUGGGUGUCGGAGGCGUUGUAAUUGGCGGCACGCCCAACUCUGGCAAAAAGUAA
Messenger RNA from Phytophthora sojae, 612 nucleotides. RefSeq names its product Avr1b-1 avirulence-like protein (gene Avh1b-127). The record is from RefSeq and is a predicted model, not a curated record. NCBI's taxonomy places the organism in Eukaryota, Oomycota, Peronosporomycetes, Peronosporales, Peronosporaceae. Bases 1 to 612 code for a protein of 203 amino acids. The transcript has a single exon.